GUGUUGACGGCUUGAUGGGUAACAGCUUCGGUUAUCUCGAGGUACCGGACAAGACCGCGUCGGCAGUUAUGGGCGCCAGGUAUCGGCAGCUAGGUAGGGUUCUGGUAGUGCUCCCUGUAGGACACCUCAAGCCAGUCGGGCGCAACACAACCGAGGCAAGCGGAAUCCGGCGACAAUGACGCAAGUGGAUUUGUUAGUGGUUAUAGUGUUGGCGGUAUGGGAAACAAUAUCCUCCUGCUGACGUUGGCGUCUUGGGCGUUUCCGUUGUCGCCAAUACACGCGCAAGUCAAAACAG
Neurospora tetrasperma FGSC 2508 is the source of this 295-nucleotide messenger RNA. RefSeq lists its product as uncharacterized. Lineage: Eukaryota; Fungi; Ascomycota; Sordariomycetes; Sordariales; Sordariaceae. The record is from RefSeq and is a predicted model, not a curated record. The transcript has a single exon. The coding region runs from base 15 to 179 and encodes 54 amino acids.